GAGAAAAUUUUAUAUUUAAUUUGCUGAAAUGUGUCAGACGUAGAAAAUUGCAGUGGCCAUAGUUUAAAUAUUGUUCGUUUCAUAUUUUUUUCCAUGCUUCUUUAUUAUGUUUUUAAGUGGUGAAACUACUUAUAAAUCUGGCGGUUUGCGUUUGUAAUAACCGUCUUGGAAAUGGCUGCUAUAAGAAAAGCAUUGGGAGCUGGGUAUUGGUGUUAUAUAUUUUUUUAGCGAUUAAAGUAUCGGUGGUAGACAUCUCAAACACCUUCAAAUUUAGAGAUAGUAAUUUUUUGAAAAUUUACAAUAACAUACGAAGUUUCUAUCAAUUACGACGUAAGAAAUCCAAAUGAGUGCCUUUGAAUAUGUCUUAUGAGAACUCCCAUUUACCAAGCUAGGUACGUGGUUCUGCGCUGGUAGCCUUUAACGUUACGGUAACCUACUGAUCUGCCAGUGGCAUAAGGGAUUAGAAUUUUGCGUGAAUGGUCUUAGCUAUUGUGUGGAAGUAGUUAAAUUCGGUAUUAAUCGUUUAGUUUUUUAAAUUGACAUGUAGUUUAAGUCAUAACGAUGCGUUUUCAAGCAUCUUUUUUUUUCAGCGUUAAAUUCUUAUAUGGCUAGUCAGGCAUUAUACCUGUGGAGUGUGUUGGCGGUAUGCCUCGGCUAGCAUAACAAUGGUAACAAAUAUUAUAUGGGGCUAAAUUUUUUGAUCAAAAUGGCGAUUUAGUAAGUUCGUUGAAAAUGGCGGGAAGGGGAAAUGAAGGUCACAAAGAAAAAUAGUUCAGAAUUAGCCAUUAAUGAGUUACUAAGUAUAUCAGUGGAUCGGUUUUGUAUUAAAGGUCGGUUUUUCGUAAAGAACGUUAUUUUUGGAAUAGUAAAAAAGAAUUAUUCCCAAAAAGAAAAUUAGAAUGUCCGAGUUUGUGUAAAAUAAAUACUAAAAUAGUUAUUUCUAUAUAAUUUAAAUAUGGUUUGUUUUACUCACCGUCUCUUUUCCUGCCUAGGGGUUGUAAGAGUUACGAGCAAAUGAACCUAGGUUAAAAAGAUUCGUAACACUAAUGUAGUCAAGUAUAAAGUUUUGGAGUUUUUUUUUUUUAACUUGGCUCAAAAUCAGAUGCCUUGAAAAAUACAAUUGUGAAUGAAGAUUUGUCUGAAGAUGAAACUGCUUGUGCAAUACCUAAUAUUGUGACAUAAAUGAUAGCUUAAUAAAUUAUGUUGUGGGACAAUCCAUGUCAAAUCAACCAAUAGUAUUUCCUUUAUUUUUGGCACAGUGUUAUUAUUAGCUAAGUAGAUGAAAAUUGCGAAAUUGUAAUUUUUUAGUAAGAUAAGUGCACCGGUAGUCGUCAUGCUAAGAAAAAUUUUACAAAUAAAAUUUGCUUACCUAACCUUGUUGGUGUAAUACAGCUAGUUAUGUGUUUGACUUUAACCUCAAACUUUCUUAAACAAUAAUAUUAAACACUUUUAGAUAAAAACCAAUUAUUAUAGAAGAUCUCUAAUUUAAAAAAAAAAGUGUUAUUUUGUGCCAGUAGUCGGCAUGCCAAUUUUCGUCUUUUCCAGUGCUCGUCAUAUCUUUGUGCCAGUAGUCGUCAUUCGUGGUAUCAGCACUUAUGGAUAGCAAUAAUGGAUUCGUUAUUAUAAUUACAAACCAUUUUAGUUCUAAAUUUUAUUUCAAAUGAUUACUCAAACUUUUUGAAGUUAUUUUUACGAUUUUUUUAUAUUAUACUAAUAUAAAAUAUGUAAACAAUUAAUUAAAAUUAUAAAACAAUCAACUUACCUAUAUAUUGAUACCGUCACAAUAAAUAAAGCUGCAACAAAGAUACAUUGUGCCAACUCUUGCAUAGGACAUUGUCAAAUAUAAACAUGCCAAUAUUAAUAAAACUAAUACAUAACACAUGUGAAACACUAGAAAAAUGUGAGAAAACAUUACACACCAAAAAAAUUUACGAUAAAUAAACAUUCAUGAUAACUGAUAAUUCGCGGGUGCGCGGGGAUAAGUCAAAUGUUGGGGGAAAAAAUUGUUUUUUUAUGGUAUGGAAUAAAGGAGAACAAGCUCUACAAAAUGGUCCAAAUGGGUUAAGUCUAGCACCCUUGUGUGUUAUUCUAUGGUACUGAACUUUUGGAGUUACAUCACAAACUGACAGUUUUCGUGCGUGAAAAAGGGGAUAAGUAAUUUACAAUGACAUUUUGACAUAUCCCCUUCUGGUAAAUAUGUAGUGUACGGAUUAGCGCCAAAAAAAAAUCAUACAAAUAUAAAAUAACUUUCAUUAUAUGCUCUUUUACGUCCUCUUUUCAUAACCGCCUGCGGAGAUAAAAAAUUCCAAUUACUUUUGGAGAUAUCGCCGUUCUUAUUUUGCAAUACAAGCCCUGUGUAAUCAUUCAACAGACGCCAUUUUAUAUUUUGCCGUGUGUGCGUGAAUGCCUAAAUAACAGAAAUUUUCCAUUAGGUAAGGUUAGUUACAUUAUAAAUACUUCAAAAUAGACGGAAAUUAAAAUUAAUAUCAAUUAAUUUUACUUGUAUAGUUUUAAGUAUUUAUAUUGUAACUGACCUGACCUAACAAAACGGGACAAAGGUAGAUUAGGUCAGGUCAGCUACAGUAUAAAUACUUUGAAACUGAACGGACAUUAAAAAUAAUAAAAAUUAAUUUUAAUGGUUGUUUAGUUUUAAAGUAUUUAUAAUGUAGCUGACCUGACCUAACAAUCCAGGAAAAAGGAUGAACACUAGGAACUCACGUAAUUUUCUUUUUACGUGAUGUAGUCGUUCAACUACGUCGCGAAAAAAAAAAUCAUACUUGUAAACAAGCAACAAUGGUGAACGCGGGAAGCCUACGAUUCACUCAUCCUUCUGGACAUACCCGAAUAUUCACGUUGGCAAGCCUUCUUUCAACAGACGAGAGGCAAACGCCCGAUCGUGCAUCUUCGGGGUUUUUUUUUUUUAUUAUUGUAAAUAAAUAUGCAACUCAUGAAAACUAAUGGUCAAUUAGGUUAUGUUAGCUACAUUAUAAAUACUUUAAAACAUUGUGGAUGGUUGAUUUGGUUAGGAUAGCUACAUUAAAAAUAAUGCGAAAUCAUGUAAACGGUAUUUGGGUAUGCAGACUUGCCAACCUUUGCGAAUUUUUCGUAAAAUGUACGAAAAUCACGUCCGUUUUACGAUUGUACGAGGAUGUCUGCAUUUUUUACGAAUUUUAAGUACGAGAAGUUUUUUAAAACAUGUAUUUACCGUCCGCCUUAAAUGUUUUAUUGUAUGGUUUGUGAAAGCUGUUGCCAUGUGUUGUUGCUGUGGAAACGAGUGCGGUAAUUGAGUUAUAUUAUUGGUCGAAGGCGAGCGAACCACGUAAUUUGUUGUUCUAUUGUAUAUAUUUCCUUAUUGGCCGUCUGAGUUACAUUGAUGCGCUUACAACCAAUCACGAACCAGUUUAAAGAGCAUUUUUAGUUUGGCAAGAUGGUGUCGUGCAUUAGCGUAUGCUAUUCUUCAGUUAAAGUUGAGCCGAUUUUGAAUUUGUUUAUUACAGGUUAGGAAACAAAUUUAUUGCAUGUUUUUACUAAAAACGUGUUAUGUGCACAAUUAACGGAAGUGGAAUCAAAUGAAGAAAAUGCCCCCGAAACGUGAUACACAUUAUUCUCAAGCAUUUCGCGAUACAUACACGCGGGAUUUUCCGUGUAUUCUUAAAUCAAGCAAGGGAACACAGUUCGCAUUUUGUUCAGUGUGUAGAUGCGACAUAAACAUUGGGCACGGCGGAAGAUAUGACAUCAAUCUCCACGUGAACUGUUCAAAACAUCUCGCAAAUGUUAAAAGUGUCGCAGUCAGUUCAAAGGUUAGUGAUUAUUUCGCUAAAAAUAACAGCACAGACAAUGCUGUAAUACGCGCAGAAUGUAUGUUUACAAACUUUUUGGUUGAACAUAAUAUUCCUUUGAAUGUUUCGGAUCACGCCGGCCCGUUAUUCAGAAAAAUGUUUCCAAAUUCUGAAGAAGCAAAAAAAUUUGGUUGCGCAAGAACAAAGUCGACGGCUAUUGUGAAAGAAAUGGCAACAGAUGCAACUGAUAAAAUUGUUAGUAAUUUACAAACUGUGGCAUUUUCAGUCGCGACCGACGGCAGCAAUGACUCUGAAUCCAAAUUAUAUCCACUAGUAGUAACAUUUUUUGAUGCAAAUUUGAAAAUGAUAGUGUCAAGGUUGCUUUCAUUACCAGUACUCCAGGGAGAUUCUACUGGAAGAAAUAUUGGGGGGUUAGUUAUUUCAGAAUUGCGACGUUUGAAUAUUCCGUUGGAAAAUCUAAUUGCGUUUUCUGCUGAUAAUGCCCCUGCAAUGUUGGGACACAAAAACGGUGUUGCAGCAGUUUUAAAAGAGUGUCUGGCAGAACUUGUUGUUGUAGGUUGUCCAUGCCACCUUAUCAAUCUCGCCGCAGAGAAAGCAGCAGCUACUCUCCCGUGUCAAAUUGAAGAUGUUCUGGUUGAUAUCUAUUAUUUUCUGGAAAAAAGUGUGAAAAGAAAAGAAAAAUUGCAGAAGUUCCAAGUAUUGCACGGCAAAGAAGCAAGAAAGAUAUUGAAACACAUAUGUACAAGAUGGUUGUCACUUGGCAAAAGCUUAGUUCGCUUACUUGAGCAAUGGGAGCCACUGUUGAGUUUUUUUAAUGAUGAAGUAUCUGUCCAGAAACAGCAGUCAUCACUGAUGACUUACAAAAUUCCAGGUUGUGAUUCAGGAAAGAGUACUAUAUCGACACAAAUUGUUCCAGUGAAAUCUAAGUGUGCAACUUCUAGUGAUUCAUCUGAGAGUGGAAAAUCUGUAUCAGGUACUCAACUGUUUUUAAAAAAACGUGAAGUGAAGCAAGCAAGCUUUGGUAGCUCACAAGCUGCUGCAAAGAAGCAGAAACUGGAUGGGACUGUACAAAAAAAGUGCACUAACUUCAAUAAUAGUGUUUCAUCAGCAAAAUCAACAUUAAAAAACAAAUGCAGCACUCUUUCACGCGAGGAAAAAUUGUUCAUGUUUUUGUCUACACCAUCAAAUAAAGCAUUCUGUUUGUUUUUAGUUAAUGUUACACCUACAUUCGACAAAGUUAAUGUAUUGUUGCAGUCAGCAUCACCACAAAUACAUAACUUUUUUUUUUUUUUUCGAAAAUACCGCCCAACUACAUAUUUACCUUAUAUUUUUUUUUAAGAAUUCAUAAACAAUAAUGUUUUAACCUAACCUGAAAAUAUUAUGUACUUUUUUUUUAGCUUAGAGAUGUCGAAGAAAACUACUUUUAAGGAGAAUUGGCUCAAGGAGCCACAGUUUCAGUUCAUCAAACCCUCUGCUAAAAACAUAAAUUCUGCGUACUGCACUUUGUGCUACUAAAGUAUUCAACUCAGCAAUACGGGUCGAAGAGCUCUCACCAGCCAUGUCGAAGGAAAAAACACAUUUGCAAUUCUGCCGUCAAAAUAACACAAAAUAAAAACCUUAUUGUACCUCAUCUUGAAAUUUUUAUAUUACAUUUAAUCAUUUAUGCAGGUUAAUAUUUAUGGUAUGUACUUCAAAAGAAAGUCGGGGAAUUUUCCUCUUAAAUUUCUGGAAAACAGGGAAAAGUCAGGGAAUUAUAAGAUUAUAUUUCUGUAGCAACCAUGAGGAAGUUAAAGCACAGAAUAAAGGUAUUUUUGGAAUUUUAAAUUUUUUUUUUUUAACAAAUAUUGCCCAAAUAUGAAAAUUAAUAAAUUUGAUAUCUCCUAAAGUAUUUGGAAUUCACAAUGAGUAGUAAAUAACAUUUAAACAAUUAUCUAUUCUGCUUAAAAAAAUACAAUUAUGCAUGGAAAUUAAUUCAACAUAGUUACUCUUCUACAAUAAGUAACUAGAAGUUUUCUGAACUUUAAUUUUCAUUAACAUCAACAUGUCUAUUAAAAUUGUAGUUGACCCUGGCACCUUGCUGGCUCAUAAAUGGAGGUGGUAGAAUGCCAUUUAUUUGUGACCUAUUUACAUAAGAAACAUCGUUUUCUUUCGCCACAAACACCUUUUUACCAUCAUCCUGAGCUCGCAUGCCCAUUACUUUAACUUCUUCCCCUUCAGUGUCUUGGACAAUGCAGACAAAUCUGUAUUUCACAGCACCCCUUUUUCCACCCAUAAAUGUCACAAGUACAAACGAUCCAGGUCGCAAAUUUUCAUCAGUCGCCUCUUCCAACUCCACACUAUCUUCUUCAUACUGCUCAACCCAUUCAUCUGAAGAUUCCACAGUAACAAAUUCUUCCUCCGAUGAUGUUGAUGAAACUGAAGUAUUUUAAUCCACCUUCCUCUUUUUGAAAUUCUGUUUUUCUUUCUCCAGCCUCUUCCUCAAUCUUUCUGCUGCUCGUUCUUCUUUUUGCUUCUGCAAGUCCAUUUUGGUCUUCUCUUUCUUGGAAAAGUAAUCCUGCCAGGCACUAGAACUAGCAACAGAGGGAAUUUUCUCUUUCAGUGCACGUUUCUUUAACUUGGGCUUCUGAGAAGGCCAAAACAAUGCUCGCUUGAAAGGAGAGGGAAUAGACUUUUCUGUGGGCACAGCAGAAAGACCUUUCUAUGUUGAUGGAAUGCGAUCAGGAUCAAAUGAAACAUUGCCUUCAAUGACUGUGUCCACUUCAUCAACAACAGUUGGAGGAGUAGAUGAUCUUUCAGGGAUUAUUUCUUGAAUUUUUAGGGUGUGUGGAUCCUCAUAUUGGGCAGUAGAGCUGAUGUCGACCUUAUCACAAUAUUUCACAUGUCUCCAAUAUUCAAACAUUGUCAUGUCCUUUACAUCUCCCUGCCAUACAUUUCCAUAUUCCUUGAAAAGCUGCAAUUUCUCUUUCCCAAGUAAUUUUUCCAAAUGCUCAACAAUCUCAGAACUACAAACACUCUCUGGAGUCUUGGGUGUAGAUAAGAGAACUGUUGGUGUGCAUGGGAUGCUGGAGGGUGUAGAAAUGAACUUGUCCUCAUCCACUUCUGAAGGAUUCCAUGGGAAAAUUCCACUCUUCUUAAAUGAGUGCUGUAAAAAUUUCUGGAGUUACAGCUUUCUCAAUCGCAGUUUCCAGCAGUUUGGCAAAGUCUUUCUUUUUUAGUGUGGGGUCUUCCUUGUUCGCCACACGCUGCAGUCGCCACUCAUGAACUGCAGUUUUCCAUCCACUUUUAAGUGGCUUGAAAACUCCUACAUCCAUUGGUUGCAGUAUGUGGGUGGAAUUAGGUAAUAAUGCCACUAAAACUAUGCCAUGUUCUUUGCAAAAUGUGCUGCUGUUCAGUGUGAGGUGUGAUGAAUGGCCAUCGAUGAACAGUAUUGCUGGUAAAGUUAUCUCCUUCACCAACCAUGGGUAAAAUAUGUUCGUCAAAAAUUCGUAAAAAAACUUCACCGGUCAUCCAACCAUUUGGUGACUUGCCCACUCCCCACUCAGAAGGUAUUCCUGCCACAAUAUCUUGUGGCAGUCUUUCGUAUUUCAAGCACAGCAGUGGUGGGCAAAGUUCACCAGCUGCAUUCCCAGUCAAUAAUACUGUGACACAUUUCUUUUCAUCGGAAUUGACUUGUUGAAAAAUGUUUCUGUCUCCUUUUUUGGCCAGUACUUUGUUCCCCUUAGGGUUGAGGAAAAAUGCUGACUCGUCUCCAUUAAAAACUCUUCUUGGAUCAGAGAGAACAUCUUUCAGUUGGUUUUCCUCCAAGUAUUUAAACACUUCCUCAAACCAUGCUGAAAUCUGUUUCUGCGAGACAGCAGCCCGACUAGAAGUCAAGUUCUAGGCAGUUCUCAGUGUUAAGGCUGGGUUCUUUUUAAGAAAAGAUGCGCACCAUUUCCUACCUGGUCGCCCAUCUUUAAAAGGAAAAGGCCUCUUCAACUCUUUUGUGAGCUGCUGCACACUAUUCUGCAAAUCCUCCAUGGUAAUUGGGAAUCCUGCUUUGCAGAGAGAAAGGGCCCAAUCAACUAGCAUGCUCUCUUCCUCCUUUUUCAGCCAAGACUCGGGUCCCAUUUUACGUCCAAUAGGUGUCUUCCUUUUACUUUGUCGGAAAGAGUGUUCCUUGGAACACCGUGUCUUUCCGAAGCUUGUUUUAUGGACAUCCCGUCCUUCAUAGCCUGCAAAGCCUCUUCCAUCUGGCGGGGCUCAUAUUUCAAUAUGCCUCCUCGUAGCAUGGCACUGCAACACUGAUUUUUUUAGUGUUAAUUUGCAGAUUUCAUAUGAACAAAAAAAAUGCUUAGACUUAAAUAUCAUAUUUAAAUUAUAUUAUAUAACAUCGGGGAGGCAAAAUUAUCUGACGAGGGUAAGUUUUGAAGCAGUCAUAAUUAUGAUAAUUGAAUGCUUUAUAACAAUAAUAUGUCUCAAAUUUAAUGUUCUAGUAUUCGUCAUUGUUCUGUACCAGUAGUCGUCACCUGUGACGACUACUGGUCCUGAUGACUGGUUGGAAGUUUUACAAGCACAGUAAACUUAACAUAAUGUAAUACACAUUUUAGCAGUUGCUGAUUUUCAAUUUUAAAAAUAGCUGACAUGUACCAGUGUUCGUCAGGUAUGAUGAUAACUGGUGAUUUAUGAGUAUUAAGUGAUCCAGUGCUCGUCACCCCCCCUUUCUUUGUAUCAUUGAAUAUAAUCUUAAGACUUUAUGUACUAGAAAUCAUGCUAAACACUUCGCAGAAGCAAACAAACACAAACAUUGCAAUGAAAAGAACAGGCACACAAUUUAUUAAAAAAAAUGAAUUACUUACCUUCUUAACAAAAACCAGCAGCAGUAUAUCUCACUUCUUACAGUAUACUACACGACUUCUUAGAUACGGGAAUCCCCGAUCGGCAAUCGUGUGCGUUCAGAAAUCUUCAUGUAGAAAAAAAUAAACGACUCUUGCUCUGAACUUUAAUAUGUUCGACACGCGAGAUUUUACAUUCUUGCACUUGUUAUGAAUUUUUAUUUUAUAAGUGAUGACUACUGGUGCGAUGACGACUUCUGGUACACUUACCUUAAUGUUGGUUUUUGAGUAAUGAAUUUAUGAAAUUCCAAAACACUUGUAAAUUCGGCAGCACAAGGAAAUCUUUAAACUGUUCUAGUUAGAGAACCGUUAAACUUAUAUUUUGUUUAGUUUUGUAUGACAUUUCAUAAAAUAUAUAACACAACAUGGUUACAUUAAACCAUUUUUUAUAUCAAAAGUUUCAAAAAAAAAUUAUAAAACUCAAAAACGGAAUUUUCAAUUUUUUUGGAAAAAACAUAUUUUUUUCCAUACUUUUAUUGACUACCUAUAUAUCAAAUUUCAAUAUGGUAUUCCAAUGGUAUCUUACUAAAAAAAAAAUUUGUCUGUGUCAAUGUAGGUAAACAAAGAAAAUCACUUGGCAUAGUUUGAAAACAGUUGAGAUACCAUUAUGUUAAAUUAUACAUCUACUGCUGUCUUCAAAAUUAAUUAUCAAUACAUUAUGAUAAAAGAUCAGGCUGAUAGGCUACCAAUAUUAAAGUACAUAAAGGGCAGGAGUAUGUAUUCACACUUCCAAACAGGAACAAAACAGGACGACAAAUUUUUUGUGCGAAAGCAUGGUUGCGACGUUUACUGACUUACGCCAGCUUCAUUUAGGUAUACUAGAAUAUACAGGCAUACUUAGGGCCUAAACUUGCAGCUCGAAGCUGUGCUAAGCCAGCGAAACUGAAAAUAUGUUUUUGUCACCCUGUUUGUGUUUCUAUUGGGAAGUACCAGCCUGUGACUACGCGGCGCACUCUUCGCGGUCUACCGCAAAAACGGUUAAUCAUAUGAAAAAAAGUUUAAAUAAAAGUUGUAGAGAAUUUUAUACUCUACAACUUUUAUAAUAGGUGCAAAUCUCAAUUACGCAGUUGAAGGCGAGAUAUUCGCGAAAAACCCAUUUUUAUGACCUUUGACCUUCAAUAUCUUAAGACGCAGACACAAUAACAUUUGUGACUUUUGAGACAACAUUUAGAACGACAAAACAAAGGUUGGUAAAUAUGUAGUUGGGCGGUAUUUGCGAAACAAAAUGUUAAAAAUCCGAAAAUACCUUUAUUUUAUGCUCUUCAACUUCCUAUUUUCAUUAAAAGUGGCGGAGGUAAGAAAUUCCAAAUACUUUAGGAGAUAUUGAAUUUUUUAAUUUCAUCAUAUGUAGUUGAGCGGUAUUUGCGGGAAAAAAAUGUUAAAAACCCGAAAAUACCUUUAUUAUAUGCUCUUCAACUUCCUCUUUUCAUUAAAAGCGGCGGAGAUAAGAAAUUCCAAAUACUUGAGGAGAUAUCGAAUUUUUUAAUUUUGCAAUACAAGACCUGUGGAACUAUUUGAGCGACGCCAUUUUUGUUAUUUUGCCGUGUGUUCGUGAAUACGUGAAUCGUCAAUGCGUAAUUAAUAAAAUGGUUGAUUAGGUCAGGUCAGUUACAUUAUUAAUACUUUCAAACUAAGCCGAAAUUAAAAAUAAUGUGAAUUAAUUUUAAUUAUUCUUUAGUUUAAAAUUAUUUAUAAUGUAACUGACCUUCCCUAACAAACCCGUAAUAAAGGAUGCACAGUUACAACUCACGUAAAUUUUUUUUGUUACUUAUUACUUGCGCAACAAUAUCAAAAUAACAAAUAAGACUUUAAAAUUAGAAACGUUAAAAACUCACCUAAGUUGGAGGCGGUAAUUAAACACCGUUUUAAACAAUAAAUGAACUAAAUAAUUACGUAUUGGUUCGUUUGAAUUCUGGCCUAUCACGAACAAUCACGUGACAUCAUUAUCCAAUUAAAAAAGUAGAUACUCGUACGUAAACAAGAAACAAUGUUAAUCGCCACAUCAAUGCACUGGUAUUGUGAUGAAAUUAAAAAAUUCGAUAUCUCCUAAAGUAUUUGGAAUUUCUUACCUCCGCCGCUUUUAAUGAAAAGAGGAAGUUGAAGAGCAUAUAAUAAAGGUAUUAUCGGAUUUUUAACAAUUUUUUUCGCAAAUACCACUUAACUACAUAUGAUGAAAUUUUAAAAUUCGAUAUCUCCUAAAGUAUUUAGUAUUUCUUACCUCCGCCGCUUUUAAUGAAAAGAGAAAGUUGAAGAGCAUACAAUAAAGGUAUUUUCAGAUUUUUAACCCUUUUUUUUUUUUUUUUUUUUUUUUCCAAAUACCGCCCAACUACAUAUUUACCCAAAGGUUUAUAUCAAUUUACAGCUUAUUAUCUUUCAUUCCGAAGUUGACCCCUUUUUUUACCUAAUAUGACUGGGCUAUUCUUGAAUUAUUAGUAUAAGAGAUUUAUCUUUUUGGACAGAAUUUGUGAAGCUGUAGUCAUCUGUUGAGGUACACUGUAAGUUCUACCUGUGGCUGUUAUUGGAUUAAUUUUACAAAGAAUAUAGUUUUUCGGUACCGUUAAAAUGUCUGCUUUCCUUGGGUACAUAAAGAAAAACGAAGGACCACUUGAUGAAGAAAAGAAACAGUAACUUCUUCUUCAACUUCAUUUUUUGAAAGAACACAUGCCAUCCACCAUUGUUUAUCAUAGGUGCAUGCAACAAAACCUAUCUCUUCAAAUGGUAUAUCUUCAACAACAGGACUAAUUUGAACUUUGAGCAUUUCAGAUUUGUCAGAAUAUGAAUAGAUUUUUGCCUCAAGUGUAUCUGUUGCAAGAAGAAAAUAUGCAUGGAAUUUUUAGUUCUUACUACAGCUGUUAAUUCUUUAAAUCUAAUUUUCAGCAAUUUUUCUUCAACAUACUCUUCAUUUGUCACAUAGAAAAAAGACACUGAGGGUAUGUUUCUUAUUCCCCACUGAAAAAGAUGAAAUGGUGUCAAUAUGUGGUUGUCUGUUGGAUUUUGAAGACUGGCCUUGGCUUCAAGUCUCUUAACUGUACCCGCUACUCCAUCACACACUCCUUUGCCAUGAGAGGUUGUGUAAUAAUGCCAUUCAGCCUUGAGUCCAUCAAAAUCUUCACCAUGGUGACACAGAUUUGAAAAGUUCUUUCUGUUUUUAUAUUGUGCAGCUGAACCAUCAGAGAAAUAGUACAACUUUGUUAAAUUGGGCAGAAAACUUUUCAAGAAGCCAAUAAGUGUUUUUUGAAAGACAUGAACAUGGACUGUGUUAUGGGCUAAACAAUCUGAAAUACCUAAAUACAAAACUUUUGUGAAGAAGAACUUGUUUUUCUGUUUCAAUGUCUGUAUUAUUGUAGUACACCACAAAUGGAUGGACAGUAGCCAUGGAGUUGUUGCAAUGGAACCCUUGAGCUUCAUCUUGCAGAACAAGAAUAGUUUUCUGCGAAGUCGCAUGUUAUCACAGCUUCAUUUUCUCUCAAUGAAGAUUUCUUCUCAGCAAAAAAUUGUGAUUGCUGUUUUGCAAUGAAGUCAUGUUUCUUCAGGUGUACUAACUGGAUACAAAAUUUGUCAACAAAUUCAUCGGAUGGUUUACGUAAUGUUUCAAAAGAACAACGAUCAACUGUUACCCAUUUUUUAUAACUAAUGUUCUCAAUCAUAUCUUCCUCGAGACAACCUAAUGCUUCUUUAAAAUCAUUAAUUGUUGGACAGUAAUCACAUUCAUCAAGGAAGCACGGUUGACUUGGUGGGUUGCACAUUAUUUGUGACAGACAUUCUUGAUAUGUCUUCAGUGAAUUUUCCAACCCAGUUAGUGUAAUUUUAUGCAAGUUUCCACCCACAAUCAUUAAUUUUACAUUUUGGUGCGCAGUGCAAACACAUACACAAUGUGUGCCACUGGCACCAGCCAUUACAGCUAUUACACAGUUCUUGGGUCUCAGUUCUGCAAAUUUGUAGAAACCAAUUUUUAACUCUGGGUGUUUGGACUUAAAUAGGCGAUGUACUUCUUUAAAGUUUGAUAAUAUUAACCUUUUUUGAACGUGAAUAGAUUUUCCAUUAGCAUCUUUUCCCAUUGAGACAUAAUCUUUCAAACCAGGCAUUUGCCUACUAACAUCAUCACUGUAAUAGAAUUCCUUUACUAGUGUUACUGUUUCUUGUGACAAGACUUUCCCAGGUUUUGGAUCUGGUGUAGACAAAACCCCUUUCACUUCUAAUAGUUGUUUUGCUUUUCACGCAAUGUAAUUGCUUACACCAAACUCGCUUUCAAUUUUGGCACAAGACCAACUUUUGGGUAAAAUUGUUAAAAUUUGUAAUCUUUCACUUUUACUUGCAGUUGUAAAUUUUUCUUUCACCUGAUCUAUAAGUUCUGUUUGAGACCCUUCGCAAUUACAUUCCUUCACUUUUCCCACAUUUUUAAAAAAUGUUUCAUUAAUCUUGCAUUUUAUUUUUUCACUUUUCUUUGCAGUAUCUUUUGUGACUUUUACAUUUACUUUUUAAAACAGGUGACUCUCCGAUAGAGGUUAAAGAUGCAUUUAAAUAAUGCAGACCUGUUUCAACUCCAUUUAUGAUUCAGUUUCACCUUGACUACAACUUUGUUUUUCAGUGUCAUCUUCUUUAAUGCCUAAUUCAUUGUUUUCAGUUUCGUUAGAGACACUAUGUUUUUCCUUACCUAACUGUAAGCGGCAGGAAGUACAUAUUUUCAUACCAUCUUCAAUACCAUAACCUAAGGAAGUCAUCCAUAAAGUAACAUUUCUCAAGUCUUUGGAAAUCCAAUGUCCAUUCUUUUUUAAAGGAUUACGACAGUAUUUGAACCAUUUUUUAUCCAUGGUAUACUCCAAUGAUCAUUCAUUACUAUGAUGAAUGAGCACAAUUAACUACACUCAAGUAUUUAAUAAACAUAACCUCUCAAUAUUGUUAACUCAACAAAAAAUCUCAAUAUUGUUCAUCCAAAAAACAAUCACAAUUUAAAAAAUCACAACAAAUCUUAGUCAAAAGCUACAAAGCUUCAUAACAGAUGAGUUAAUGUAAGCACUUGAUAAACCUCCAUAAACACUUUUGUCUCUCCCAAAACACAAUAUGGCAGAACAGGCAGUGAUGCUAGGCUUCAAGGAAGUAUUUCCUUGUGACUAUCAAAAAAUCCCUGACAGCAUGAAAAAAAUUCCCACUUCAAGUUUAAGUUGGAUAUAACAAUUAUUAAAAGUGACCAUUUAAUACAAAACAAAUUAUAAAAAGUCCACGUAAAGUAUUUAUCAUCCUAACCAGCAUUCUUUUUUUUCUUCAGUAAUUAUGUGCCCUGACACAGACAAAUAAAUAAUUUUUGGUAAGACACCAUUGGAAUAACAUAUUGAAAUUAGGUAUAUAGGUAGUCAAUAAAAGUAUGUAAAAAAAUAUUUAAAAAAAAAUUCCAUAUUUGAGUUAUAUAAAAAAAUAUUUUUGAAGUUUUUGAGGAAAUAACGGUUUUAUGUAACCAUGUUGUCUUACAUAUUUUAUGAAAUGCCAUACAAAACUAAACAAAAUUCCACAAAUUUCAGUAUUCAAAGUUUAACGGUUCUCUAACUAUAACAGUUUAAAGAUUUCCUAGUUCUGCAUUAUUUAAAUUCUUUUGGCAUUUCAAAAAUUCAUAACUCAAAACCAACAUUCCAAAAAAAUUAAAAUUUUACAAUCAUACUUGUGAUAGGUAGUACAACAUGCUUAAAAAAAUUAUUAAAAUCUGAAACCUUGACAUUAAUUUUUAUUUAUUUAUUGGUUGAUUUGAUAUGGAUUGUCCCGUUUAGACUUUGGAUCAUCAAUAACGAUAUAUUUCAAAUAAUCUAGUAAUUAAGGAAGAACAUUAUUCAGAAUAUCAUAUUAUACUAUCAUUGUUUUAUUUUAAUGUGAUUGAUUCGUUACGUUCAUAAUUGGUUUUUCACUAUGGCAAUUAGUCCUUCACCUUCACUCUUCCCUGUCCCCCCCUUAGUCAUUCCCUCAGAUCCCUUGUAUCUCACGUCCAGUAUUCUUUCCUGAUGCUUUAAUGUGAUAAAUAUGUUAUUAUUUGGCCUAAGAAUAAUAAUAAACACUAAACAAUACAGAAACAUAAUAUCGCCAACAACCAGCAGGCGACUUUCCCUCAACUUUUUCUCGAGGAGUCUUGAUACUUUGUUACAAUUCGUUAUAUGAAAUAAAAAGAUUUUUUUACUUUUUAAUUCAUGUUUUAUUGUCCGAAAAACGAAACAAACGCAUCCAAUCACUUUCAAUGUUUUACUCACUCAUUCAGCUCAUAUAUACGCCUGUCGAAAAAUGCUCGCAGCUCGGGUGAUGAAAAUUAACGAAAAACAAAUGUAGCUUAAGUCCUUCAGUAAACUCUUACUGUAAGUAACAGAAAUCAGUGCGACCUCAAACAUGGCUGCACCCAGCGAAACCGAAUUUCGCCACGAACCAAACGCCGACGAAGAUGAUCACAAUUUCUAAUUAAUGUCCGAAUGAUAUAAAAAAAUUAGGUUAACUUAAUACUUGGCAUGGCUCUGACCACCAACGUUAAAUUUUCUAUCCUGCUAAUUCUACAUAUUUUGCGAGAAGCCACCAAACGCUCCCUACUGGUGCAGCGAUCGACGAACGACUGGUGAAGUCAUGCCACCGUUUCCUCCACGUAGGGAGGAGAAGUCACAUGACCUCACCGACCAAUCACACGCACACUUCAUUCACACUACACAUAACAAGCCAAUAAGAACACACAACAUACAUUGAAAACAGUUUUCUAUCCAUAGAGCCUUACUUUACAUUCUCCUUCUCUCUCCCACACCGUGAGACAGCAGUUAUCACACAGUUCCCACGACCAGUGGUGAAUCACAGCUUUUGUUUCUCUCUCUCUCUUACUGGGGAAUCACUGUUUCUUUCUCACUCGCACUUAUAGGCCUCUUAUGCCUCUCUCUUUUUACACAUCACCCCAGGAACAGUCCCUUGUUCUAGAAUUAUAUUGCAACACGUUAAUGAAAAUUAAAACAGCAAUCGUAAUACAAAUUACUUGACAAAAUUAAACUUAUUUAGAAAAACCUGAAAAAGUAGGCAAAAAAAGACAAAAAUCUAGUACAGCGGCUUAAUUGUGAAUAAUUACAUAAAAAUACUAAUGAUUUAAAAUGUCUGUUAAAAUACCAGGGACAUUCUUAAACACAUAGCACGUGCAAAUAACAUACAUUAAUAUCCAUAAUGUCUGAUUAUACUGUUUCAUAACAUAUACACCACUCAAAAAACAUUGACUUAUUAAUAUUUACAUAUACAAAAAAGAAGUUUAAAAGAAAAACAUUUAGCUAGGAGGGCAGGGGUCUUGCAACGUUACAACUUUCCUGCAAGUAAAACCGUUAUCUGUACUGCUUCCAGCAAGUAUGUCACAAAGAGCCUGCUAUCGCCCUACUGUUAACUUUAUACUAGCUGCAAUUUGAUCCUAUGGUUUUUCCAAAUUUCCUUAAGAAUAUAGCGUACCUGAGGAUUUUGUAUUAGACAUUUUUAAUGUGAGUAUGUUACAACUGUGAUCAAGAUUGUUUUCCACCCUAAUUUGAUUUUCAUUUGAAGUAAAAACCAAUUAGGGUGGAAAACGUUCUUGGCCCCGGCUCUAACAUACAACAUUAAACAUUACUUACUUUUUCAAAACAGCUUCAGCUACGCUAUAUUCCUAAAAGUCUCUGGAGAAUUGCAGAUCACAUUGCAAAUAAUAUCAAAUAAACAGUAGAGCAGCAACAACAAUUGGAUUAAUCUCUGAUGGAAAACAGUCUGCUAUGGCCAAGUUACUGCACAGUUUACGUUAAUUGAUUUGUUUUUGAGGUUGCAAUCACGAUAACCCAUGUUAGAUUUCAUUUGGGACUAACACUGUUUUUAGGGUAAAUAGAGGAAGGCCUAUAGGCACCGUACACGGGUCUGAAAAUCGUACUGGUGAUGCUGUGUAGUGUUUCAUUUACGAACAAGUUGCAGGACUGUCACAACCCACUGAUCACUGGGGACACUGAGUACGAUGCUGACAAAUUAUUCCUAUAAAUAUGUGUGAUAUUGAAAUUACACAGCUGUCUCCUACAGAUAUUUUUUCUUUCUGAGAAUAGUUUACUGAAAGGGAAAAAUAUAUUUGUAUUAGUGGGAAUGUGAAUAAUGUGAAGGAAAUAAAUAGGGGUGACAUUUCUGUAUUAAAAGCAGAAGUGAUUCGGGAAAUGUAUUUUACUCUUCCACUUUACCCAGUAAAUUACAUCUUGAUGGUGAUUUUCUUGAGUUUAUGCAAGAUUGUCAGUUCUUCAUUCUCUUCAAGCAGGCUACGAAGAAGCAUUUUUCUGUAAUUCUGUUUCAAAGCCUGCAAAACUCCUUGGUCCAUUGGCUGACAAAUUGAAGUGAUAUUUGGUGGGAGAAAAAUGGCUUUGAUAUUACCGCAAACAAAUUGCAUUUCUUCAGGAUGUGACGGAGCAUUGUCUAUGAGUAAUAAAGCAUUAAAAGGCAAUCCAUUUUCUUUGUUAAAAGCUUUUACUUUUGGCACAAAUUGUUUUUCUAACCAGUCUUGGAACUAGACAUAAUCCAUCCAAGCUUUCUUUGGUUUCUGUAAAAUACAGGGAGAGUGUUCAUGUUCAUGUUUUUAAAAGGGGAGAGAGUUCAUGUUCAUGUUUUUAAAACAGCGUGGUUUUGCCGAUUUGCCGAUAACCGUCAGUGGAAGCUUAUUUGUGCCAGAAGCGUUGCAGCAGGCUAACACAGUUAGGCUUUGUUAUCCAUUUUAAACCCUGGUGCAGAUUGUUCCUCUUGUGAUGCAAGACUUUUGGUAGGCAAUGCUGUGGCGGGUAGGAAGAAAUGAUAUCUUUGAACUUCUCAAGGCAGGGCCGUUUUAUGAGAAUGCUAGUCCUGGGGCAACAAUAUUCAGAGGCCCUCCCCUUUUUUUAUUGUAGUGAUAAUUUUCAGAUGUGAAAAUCUCAUAUUUGCAUUGACAUGUAUGUAUGUAAUAACUAACAUAAAAAAGGACAAGAAGUACCAUAAUGAAAUGCAGCCUGUAUACACAGAAAUAUGAAACAUAUUUAUGCAGGGAAAACAAAAUAAUGUAUAACAACAAAUUUUCUAGUUGAAAUGGAGUAAUAUUUCAUAGCCAACACCCACCCCCAAUAUUUCUCUGCUUCAUUUACGAAAGUCUUAAAUCAAUCUCAAAUAUUUACACAAUUUUAUGAGUUGCAGAUCCUGACCAAUCAAAAUUACAUAUUUAUUAACUCACUUUGCAAUAAACUUCUUCUAUAUAAGUGCUGCAAAACCUUUUGUGGAGUGAAUGAUGUAACACUCUUUAACUUGUUGCUCUCUGAAAAAUGAUAAGUGUGAUAAUUCAUUUGUAAUAACAGGCUGCAGAUCCUUUCUGUAUUUUCUGACCAACUCAGUAGCACUAGAUUUGAGUUCAGCUUUACUUGCUGUAGUUAAGUUACAAAGAAACCCAAAUGUUGAGGCAAUAUCUUUGUAGGACGCAGCUCUCUUCUCCAGUUCCAUGCGGAGCUUAUCAGCAAUGCAUAGAAAUGUGGAAAUUCUGAAAUUCUCACGGGAUGUUACAACAGUUGAAAGUUCGUAUUUUCCAUCCAAAAACUUUUUUUUAUUGGAAGAUCUAGUAUCGACAAAUGUUUGUAACACAUGGUUGCUUAGUUGUGUUGCUUUAACUUCAAUUUCAUCAAAAUUAUUUCGCAAAUCGGAAACAAAAUUUUUCAAAGAAUUCAUCAGUUGAUGACCAGUUAUGACAUCGAGUCCAGGCUUCUGUAGAUGCUUGGUUACUGCACUGAAUCCUUCCAUAAUGUCGUAUCAAAAUACGGCCAUAAAAGCAAAUUCUAAAUAUUGCAUUUUCUUCAUGAGUUCGCUUCCAUUCUUGUGGCUUGCGUUUCAUUUUUGUCGUUGAACAUAUAAUUAAAUGCACAGAAAAUCUCAUCAUAAUGAAUGACGAAGAGUUUUCAAUGCAUCUUCUCUGCAUGACCAACUUGUUUCAGACAAGCUCUUGACUGUGAUUUUUGGCUUUCCGCUAUUUCCUGUGCUUUCCGAAAUAACUCCUUCAAGAACUGACCACCUGUGAGUGGAAGCAGCGAAAAAUGAGUACAGCUUUUCUAAAAACAGAAACACUUUUGUUGCAUGAAUACAUUCACCAACGCUGUUUUUCCUAGUAAGUUUACUGAAUGUGCUGCACAUGGAACAUACAGCACAGAGCUGUUUAUUGAUUUAAUGUGCGCUUGUAGGCCCUCGUAUUUUCCUGACAUGUUGGCUGCAUUAUCAUAACUCUGACCUCGGCAAUCCUGGAUAUCAAUGGUGUUGUCUUUUAGAGUACCGGUUACAACUUCACUUAAAUUUCUUCCUGUGUGGCUGUAAAUUGGAAUGAAACACAAAAACCUUUCCAAAAUGUUACCGUUAAGGCAGUAUGUAAAUACAAAAUAUAACUGAUCUGUAUGGGAAACAUCAGGUGUAGAAUCAACUAUCAGUGAAUAAUAUUUGGCCUGUCUAAUCUCAUUUAGCAUGUGUUUCCGAACUUUGUUGCCCAUUAGCUCAAUAAAUUCUUCACAUAUAUCAGAAGAAAGAUAAGAUACAUUACCUUUUCCUUUGUUCCCAUGUAUCCUUAAAUGUUCCUGUAAAAAAGGAUCAAACUGAGCAAGGAGUUCCAAAAUUCCUAGGUAAUUACCAUUACGAGAUGAUCCAAGCAUCUGAUUAUCACCACGAAAAGGAAGACCACGACUGCACAAAAAUUUUACAACUGCCACUACUCUAACAAGAACAUUCUUCCAGUAAUUUGUCUCAGUAGUCACUUGUGCAUCUAAGUGUGAAGAAAUUGGUAUUUUCUUAUUUUUUCUUGAAACCCAUUUUAAAGAACAUGCUUUGUUUUCAUGCUCCCUCAGUUUUUCUUCUGUUUUCCUCCAAUUAGAAAAACCAUUUACAAAUUGUGUUAAUUUACAAUUACUGAAAAGUUUGCACGCAGAGCAAAACAUUUCCCGUACAUUUAGAGUACAAUAACCAUUUUCUCUCCCGUCGCUCUCCAUUUUCAAGAACUCUCACAAAUGCAGAUAUUGUUAGUUUACAAGUACAUUUUGGAUAAUGCCUAGCAGAAGCUGUGUAGUCUCCAUCAUUAUUACUAAAAACAGUCCGGCCCCUUAUCAACACAAUAACUAAUUAUUUUGUCAGUGAUAUUGCCAGGCAAUGCCGCAGGACCUUGCUGGAUUUCUUCUAUUAACACUUAUAACGAUUCGUUAUUUGAAAUAAAAAGAUUUUAUUUCCUUUUCCUUAACGAGUUUAUUGUCCGAAAGACGAAACAACCUCAUCCAAAACUGCAUAUAUUUUAUUCACGCAUUCAAUACGUAUGUCUGCCUGUCGAAAAAUGCUGGCAGCUCGGGCAAUGAAGAUUAACAAAAAAUAACGUAGAUUAAGUCUUUCAGUAACCUAUUACGGUAAAUACCCGUGAGCCGCCGAACGCGCCCUCACCUGACAGCGAUCGACAGGUGACUGGUGAGCUCAUGACACCGUCUCCUCCACGCAGGGAGGAGAAGUCACAUGACCUCACCGACCAAUCACAUGCACGCUUCAUUCACACUACACAUCACAAGCCAAUAAGAACACACAACAUACAUUGAAAACAGUUUUAUAUCCAUAGAGCCAGGGACUUCACAUUCUCCUUCUCUCUCCCACACCGUGAGACAGCAGUUAUCACACAGUUCCCACGACCAGUGGUGAAUCACAGCUUUUGUCCCUCUCUCUUACUGGGGAAUCACUGUUUCUUUCUCACUUGCACUUACAAGUCUCUUAUGCCUCUCUCUUUUUACACAUCAUCCCAUACAAAGUCCCUUGUUCUAGAAUCAUAUGUAAUGGCAAUAAUAAUACAAAUUACCUUACAAAAUUAAACUUAAUUUAGUAAAACCUGAAAAAGUAGGCCAAAACAGGCAAAAAUCUAGUACAGCGACUUAUUUGUGAAUAAUUAUAUAAAAAAUAGUAAUGAUUGAAAAUUUUUGUUAAAAUACAAGGUACGUUCUUAAAACACACAGCAAGUGAAAUAUCAACCCUUAAAUACAAUAAAAAACUAAAAAUUUUCUUAUUGAGACUUUUUUUUUAAGAAAUCUUUACAUUCAUGAAAAUAGUUUUAAAAGAAAAAUAUUUAGCUAUGAGGGCAGUGGUCUUGCAAUGUUACACACUGCACUAUCAAACUCUACACUUCUUUCAGUCCUAGCACAGUUUCUAGAAGUUAUGGGAAAUUCUGGAGUUGUGUUAAUGAGAUCACAAUGAUACGUGUUUUCUUUAACCCUGCUGCUGUGUUCACAUUUAACACACACACAUUGUGUUCGGGUCCAAAUGUACCCAAGAUAAAUAUUUUUGUUAAUUAACCAGAAAAUUUCUACUUACAUUCUAAAUCUGAAUUAGUGAAUGUUCACAGAUUGUUCAGUGAUUCAUGAAGCAGUUUCAACUAAUUUAAUCAGUGAAAAUGACCACUAGAAAUCAAUGAAUAGGGCAUAGGCCUAUUCACAGAUUUCAAAAGUGGAAUUACUUAAUAUUCACAUAUUUUCCAAUGGUUUUCACAAAUUCACUAGUGAAAAGAGCUGGCCUCAACGAUAAAGGGAAACCCCAUCGAAAUGGGAAGGCCCAUCGAAAAGGUGUAAUUGGCCAGUUGAAAAAAAUUGGAGGCUGAAGAAGAAUGAGCUUUAGAGGAAAUGAAGACAAAAGAUUUAGAGGAAACGAAGAGGAGAAACUUGAUGAAAGAAAAAAAAAUUGCAACUGUUGAAGGAAGCAUAAAUGUUUUAGAAAAAGACAAGAAAGACUGUGCAUUACAGACCAAUUGUUUGAAGAGUCAAAUGUAAGAUUAUAAAUAGCCUGUUCCACAUAACAUGGAAGAGAGAGAAGUAUCACAAGCUAUGCUUGAGGCUGUGCAUGUUAUAAUAAAUUAAGUUGUAAAUUAACAUGCUGUAGACAUUGUUCAGCUCUCCACUGAAAAAUGAAAAACAAAUAUAUUAGAUUUUUUUGCUGAAUGAAUUAAGAUUGUUUGGAUUUAAAAAAAAUUGCAAUAUGGUAACUAGUACUUGUGUUGUGUUCUAAUUAUUUAUCGAUCUGGGGUUUGAGAGGAAAAGUCAGUGUUUAAAGAAACUGGGGAAUUAAUAGAAUAGUACUUUGAAAUGUCAUUACAGUUGAAAGUUCUUAUGACUAUAAAAUAUACCAUUUUAUUCAUAAAUAUUUUAUUCUUCAAAUAAAACUACUGAGAUUAUUUUUUUUAUAUUUAAUAAAUUUAUGACUAAUGUUUUUUCUUGUUUCUGUUAACAUAACUUUGAUGGUCCUGCAAAACAAUAUAAUGACUUUAAAAUUUUCUUAGCAAAGAAAUAGAGAAUGAACUUGAGUACACAAUUUGUAUUGUUCUUUAUUUCACUGUUUGCUUUUGUCUCCAAUCAUCUCGUACUACAUACAUGUGUAUAGACCCUCACCAUCUUGGCAACUGCCAGGUUAUCCAACCAUUACAUCAUUACAUACUUACUACACAAUUCAAUAUCAAAAUCAAAUGUUAGGCUUUACUGUUACCAACUUUUGCCGGGGCUUGUUUAUUCAUAAAUUCUUACUAUACGCAUAUUUAUUAUUGUUAUAUUAUAUGAUCAAAUUUGUAAAAAUAUAUUUUUUAGAAUUUUUUGCCAAUGUUUUAUAUUCCUAUUUUUUUAAGACAUUUUAAAUCACACCUAAUGGUCAUUUGUGAGAAGAAUUCACAUAAUCGUGUCCUCUGCUUUUUGGAGUACAUUGCUAGCUGUGGCUGAAAAUAAAACGAUCUGUAUGUCAAGAUUUGGCCAUCUGUUUUGUCUGUUUGAAUCCGUAUGACAGCGCAUCAAGUCAAACUAAUAACAUGCUUGAAACUGGUUUACUCUCAAGACUCCUGGAUUAGAAUCUGCCGUGCUGGAAUGAUUGUUCCGCUCAGUUGUUAAGAUGACCAUCUG
Molecule: messenger RNA, 22560 nt
Organism: Bacillus rossius redtenbacheri
Lineage: Eukaryota; Metazoa; Arthropoda; Insecta; Phasmatodea; Bacillidae
Exons: 2
Coding region: 3570-5138 (522 amino acids)
Source: RefSeq, a predicted model, not a curated record